This is a messenger RNA of Trichomonas vaginalis G3, 165 nucleotides long. Its product is annotated as Ankyrin repeat family. The transcript has a single exon. Gene Ontology annotation, molecular function: protein binding. Gene Ontology annotation, cellular component: nucleus; cytoplasm. The coding region runs from base 1 to 165 and encodes 54 amino acids. The record is from RefSeq and is a predicted model, not a curated record. NCBI's taxonomy places the organism in Eukaryota, Parabasalia, Trichomonadida, Trichomonadidae.
AUGGCCGAAGUUCUUAUUUCAUAUGGCGCAAAUAUCAAUGAAAAAGAUAGAUAUAGAAAAACAGCUCUUCAAUAUGCAUUAGAUAAUGGUAAUAAAAAUAUUGCUGAACUUCUUAUUUCACAUGGCGCAAAUAUUAAGGAUUCACCCAACUGUAUGCUAAUUUGA